Annulohypoxylon truncatum is the source of this 1654-nucleotide messenger RNA. RefSeq lists its product as uncharacterized. The transcript is spliced from 7 exons. The record is from RefSeq and is a predicted model, not a curated record. The coding region runs from base 330 to 1322 and encodes 330 amino acids. NCBI's taxonomy places the organism in Eukaryota, Fungi, Ascomycota, Sordariomycetes, Xylariales, Hypoxylaceae.
UAGUCGAGCUACCCUCACCUACCCGUAGGAUCUGAUUACACCGUGUAAGAAAUUUCAAGUGCCUUGUAAAUAACCGACUAGGUAGGUAGCUGGGCAUUCCCAAAUCUACGGUUGACAAGGCCGUCGAAUGUUGUCUGAUCGACGAGCCAUCGUCCCUUGCUCUUCUCAUUCAGGAGAACUCUCACGUUUAGGAUAGCUAAUACUUAAGUACGUGAUCACGUCGUGUCUUUGCUAUCUCGUGAAAUUUUCUCUCGAAUACUAUUGCUUCGUUACGCUCCUUUAUCACACCCGGUUUAACCUUGGUCCGGACUCGACCACUUCCUGCAAAGAUGUGGGCUCGCGACAGUUUACCCCCGGCGAUGAUCGUCUUCCUCGUGCUGGAUAUCAUUGCAGUCGGCCUACGAGUAUUCGUUCGAACGCACAUGAGUAAAUCUUUCGGCUACGAUGAUUGGGCCAUGUCUCUCGCCCUAGCGGGCUACAUCGCUCUUUGCGCUCUCACGUUCACAUCGCUAAACAACGGUUAUGGGUCGGACACCAUCGAGCCUGGGUGGGACAUACAGAAGGGAGUCAAGUACUUCGUCGCCUCAACUCUAGCGUAUGUCAUCGUGGUUUUCGUCGCCAAGAUCAGCGUGGCCCUCGUUUUGUACCGAAUCGCCGUUACAAACAAGCCAAUCCGAGCGCUUCUGAUCGUCUCCAUGGUCAUUCUGACGAUAUGGACUACCGUCACGACCCUCAUUGUCGCGUUCCAAUGCACGCCUCUCCCGGUCGCCUGGGGUGAGGGCACCGGAACUUGCCUGCCGGCGUAUGUUCUGGCGAAUACCGGCUACUCCAUUUCGGCCAUGGAUAUCGCAUCUAGUUUCUUAUAUGCGGGUCUACCCAUACUUCUGUUGAAGGGAGUGCAACUGAGCAGCAGAAUGAAGGCGUCUGUCAUCAUCGUUCUCGGAUUGGGCAUCGUGAGCUCCAUCGCUACCGUUAUUCGACUCAAGUACCUCAUCGAUGUGGCCAAGUUGACGUCCGCCACUGGCGUAGAAGCGUCCAACGCUUAUCUCACCACAUUCGUCUAUUCGGUAACGGAGCUCGGGUUGACCAUCUUCACUGCGUCGCUUGCUGCGUUGCGGCCUUUGUUGAAAUACGUGCCCUGGGGUAACGACUCGACGCAAGGAUACGCGAGCUCUUCGAAGAAGAAAUCGGAGCUGCGCUCGAACAUGGGACCUGCCGUCAAGCUGGACGACUUGGAAACUACUCCCAGCCAGGAGCACAUCAUACCGCAGGGACACAUUCAGAAGGAGACGCAAUAUCGUGUCGAGUAUACGAAUGUCUAGAAUAUGACCGACUGGUGACCGUUUUUGUCUUGUAUUAAUAUUUCAACAAGCCUUCAAAUAUAGAGCUCUAGUUGAGUUGAAUAGCUUCAACGUACACAGUCGUUAAUAUAAGUCGCUCGGUAUAUUUCAAGCAUCCUCGUAUCUAAGUAUUCUAAGAUGUAUAAUAUUAGUCCUCGUUCUAAGAGUGUCUUAGCGGUAAGAAACAAUUGGAUCAGAACACUUCUGCUAGAUUAUUCGUUAGGUGUGUGUGGCAACCUUUCGUGGACUCGUCACCGCUCGAUCUCGUAGCAUAGGUAUUUGGCAUCAAUUGAAUUAUUAUAGGUAUUCAAAAA